AUGUCAACAGAGGUUGAAUCUGUAAACAACGAAACAGAAUUAGGCCGUAGACGACGGCGUCGCCGCCAGCCAGCGUUAGAAGGCGGCGAUAUCACAGUAUUAGGCGAUUCCCUUGACGAAUGCCGGUUCCCGGAGAUUGAGAGGAACAUUAUGAAGAUCCAUAUGAACAGAGUCACCGAUUGUUUAUCAGAAGAUGAUGAUGAUGAUUAUGUGGACUUGGAGAACGGUGAGCUUGAGCCAAAAGUAGAUCCACCGGGGAAAGAAGAGAGUAAUUGCAGAAUUUGUCAUCUGAAUUCAACAGAGGAUGAAGAAUUUGAAGCCGUAAUUGAAUUGGGUUGUUCUUGUAAAGGUAAAUUGGGAACUGCCCACAAGCAUUGCGCUGAGACUUGGUUCAAAAUCCGAGGCAAUUCGAAAUGUGAAAUAUGUGGUUCAGAAGCAGUGAAUAUAACAAUAGUAGUGCAGAAUGAGGCGGUUGGUGGUGGUGGUGGUGGUGCGGUGGUGGUGCCGGUGACGGCGAUGGUGCCGCCGGUGGCGGUGGUAGGUCCGGUGAUAAUUGGAGAGAAUGGAAGUUCAUGGAAUGGGCAAAGAGUUAUGAAUAUUCUUCUUGCUUGUGUUAUAAUUUUAUUUGUUAUUUCUUGGUUUUUUCAUUUAAGAAUGCUAUCUUCAUGAAAUCAAGACAAUGGUGAUCAUGUUACAUUGUAAGAAGAUAAAUUACUAAUUAAAUACUCCCUUGAAUAA
Molecule: messenger RNA, 738 nt
Organism: Impatiens glandulifera
Lineage: Eukaryota; Viridiplantae; Streptophyta; Magnoliopsida; Ericales; Balsaminaceae
Exons: 2
Coding region: 1-669 (222 amino acids)
Molecular function (GO): zinc ion binding
Source: RefSeq, a predicted model, not a curated record